Molecule: messenger RNA, 2214 nt
Organism: Oncorhynchus mykiss (rainbow trout)
Lineage: Eukaryota; Metazoa; Chordata; Actinopteri; Salmoniformes; Salmonidae
Gene: eeig2a
Product: EEIG family member 2a
Source: RefSeq, a predicted model, not a curated record
AUGGUUAUUUAUUUGUCAGUAUCCGGUUCUAGAAGUGCAACAGAGUAGACGGGCUAUCUACCUUAACUCCACCCCUCGUUACUUGCAUUCUUUGAACAUGCACUAGAACGCCUCCUCUCAAAUGGUCGCUUGUCGCGUUUAGUGUUAACACUCACUGCGCGGUGUCGCUCUGCUACUCAUCAACCCUAGAUAUAGGUAAGGGGGCGAGAAGUAUUUUAACUCAACGUCAAACGCUAAAUGAACUCAGACAGCCAGUGACAAGUGGGAGAAGUGACAGUCAAAAAGCUCGACCUUUGGCUAGCUAUAGAUACUAUUAUAAUUAGGCACCAAGUUACUUUAGCAUAAUGUCGUUCAUUAUGAUGAAGAAAAAGAAAUUCAAAUUUAAGGUAGAUUUCGAGUUGGACGAACUAUCUUCUGUUCCCUUUGUUAACGGGGUCCUGUUCUGCAAAGUACGACUGCUAGACCGUGGCUUUACAGAAGAGUCCUCUCGGGAGCAGGUCCAGGCUAACUGUGUGCGCUGGAGGAAGAGGUUCUCUUUCCUGUGUAAGAUGAGUGCCAACGCUGGGACAGGAGUACUGGACCCCUGUGUGUGUCGGGUGUCUGUGCGCAAGGAAAUGAAGGGUGGAAAGACCUUUGCCAAGCUGGGUUUUGCUGACCUGAACCUGUCAGAGUUUGCUGGCUCUGGCAGAACGACGCGCCGAUGCCUACUAGAGGGUUACGACACCAAGAACUCCAGACAGGACAACUCUAUACUCAAGGUUGUCAUUAGUACACUGCUCAUGUCUGGGGACCCCUGCUUUAAAACGCCACCGUCCACGGCCAUGAAACUGGGCCUUCAGCAGGCUGAGGCAGAGUGUCUCCACGAAGACCGGAAGGGAGGGGACACACACACACCAACACCCUGCCUCCCCGUCCCAGAGGCCCCAGGGAAGUGUGCAUCUGUUCCUGAUGAACUGGGAGCAUGUGGCCAUUCUAGAACGUCCAGCUACGCCAGCCAGCAGUCCAAAGUCUCAGGCUACAGCACAGGUCACUCGCGCUCUUCCAGCCUAUCAGAGCUCACGCACAAGAGGAACCCCUCAGCAGGCUCCGCCUCGACGGGCAUUGCAAGCAUUCCUGAACCCAGAGAGGACCGGGGGACCGAGAGGGGGGAGAAGGAGGCCCACUCUACACUCCCGGUCUCUGUCACCUGUGCCUACUUCCCCGUGCCUGAAUAUCCCCCCACCCCCACAAAGAGCUCUGCCUCCGAGAGACUGAGCAGGCAUCUGAUGAAGCAGAACUCAGUGGAGUCUCAGCUGAAGAGAGUGGAUGCUACCCGGGUGGAUGCGGACGACGUUGUGGAUAAGAUCCUCCAGAGCCAGGACUUCAGCCACGGCCUACUGGACUCCAGCACUGAGGAGGAGGGGCUCAAGCUGUUUGUUGGUCCUGGUGGAAGCACGGCGCUGGGCAGCCAACACACCAGGGUUGGGGCUGGGCCCUACGAGCAGGUGGUGAUCAAACGCUAGCCCCCAGGGGGAGCGGACAUGUGAGACUGCUUCCCCUAGUGUUAAAGGAAGAAGGUGACCUGAGGUUCAUGUCAACUUCUUUUUGAGAAGAAAGAGGAGGAUAUACUGUGCAUUUGGCAAGUGUUCAGACCCUUUCCCUUUCCCACAUGUUAUAGCCUUAUUCUAAAAUGUCUUAAAUGACAUGUUUUCCUCAUCAAUCUACAAACAAUACCCCAUAAUGACAAAGUGAAAACAGUUUUUUAAACACAGAAAUACCUUACCUACUUAAUAACUUAAAUAUUCAUACCCUGGCCUCCCGAGUGGUCCAGUGGUCUAAGGCGCUGUGCCACUAGAGAUUCUGGGUUCGAGUCCAGGCUCUGUCGCAGCCGACUGUGACCGGGAGACCCACGGGGCGGCGCACACCUGGCCCAGCGUCGUCCGGGUUAGGGGAGAGUUCGCCGGCAGGGAUGUCCUUGUCCCAUCGCGCACUCUGACACAUUGGUGUGGCUUCCGGUUUAAGUGGGCGUUGUGUCAAGAAGCAGUGCGGCUUGGUUGGAUUGUGUUUCGGAGGGCGCACAGUUCUCGAACUUCACCUCUCCCGAGUCCGUACGGGAGUUGCAGCGAUGAGACAUGACUGUAACUACCAAUUGGAUACCAAGAAAUUGGGGAGAAAAAGUAAUGCCCUUUGCUAUGAGACUCGAACUUAAGCUCAAGUGCAUCCUGUUUCCAUUGA